AGGAAAAAUGUUGAAAUGAUGUCAUAUGAUUGUUAUUCAACAUCAACAUUGAACAUCAAGCUUUAGUUGGUUGUUUCUUGUUAUGUUUGAGGAAAAUAGCCGAUAAGUGUGGAAUUGAAUACAAUUUGUUUUUUAUUUAGUGCUCUUAACAUUAUAUCUAAUAGUAAAGUUUUAAUGAAAACAGCACAGGAAAUGUUUUAUAAUAGGUUCAUGUCAUGUACACUCGAAAUACAGUGGUAUUUAUAGGAAGAAAUACUCAUCUACUGAUAACAAACUGUCCAAUUAACUCUACAAGGAAAACGUUGUGAUUGAUCCGUUUACAAGGCGUUGCUGUUCCAAAAAAUAAAAAAUCAUGGGUAACAUACACACGGUUGGUCCAAAUGAAGCACUAAUUGUUUCCGGAGGAUGCUGCAGUUCUACGAGAAAAGUUAUAGUGAUUGGAGGUUGGGCUUGGGCCUGGUGGUUUGUGACUGAUGUUCAACACUUAUCUCUAGAGGUUAUUACCCUUAACCCAGUAUGUGAAAUGGUAGAAACAUCUCAAGGAGUGCCUCUAACAGUAACGGGGGUUGCUCAGUGCAAGAUAAUGAAAGCAGAUGAAUUACUUCAAAUUGCUUCAGAGCAGUUCUUAGGAAAGUCUGUCGGUCAAAUUAAGACUACAGUACUACAAACCUUGGAAGGACAUUUAAGAGCUAUUUUGGGAACUUUGACAGUUGAAGAGGUCUAUAAAGAUCGAGAUCAGUUUGCAGCUCUAGUCCGUGAAGUGGCCGCACCUGAUGUAGGUAGGAUGGGCAUUGAGAUCCUCUCUUUCACUAUUAAAGAUGUUUAUGACGACGUAGAAUACCUGGCCUCUCUAGGUAAAGCACAAACAGCCGCUGUGAAGAGAGACGCUGAUGUAGGUGUAGCUCAAGCAAACAGAGAUGCUGGAAUAAGGGAAGCCGAGUGUGAGAAGUCCGCAAUGGAUAUCAAAUACAAUACUGACACCAAAAUUGAAGACUAUGCUCGAAUGUAUAAAUUACAGAAAGCUACCUUUGACAAGGAAGUCAAUACAGCCAAAGCUGAAUCUCAAUUGGCCUAUGAACUACAAGCAGCUAAGAUCAGGCAAAAAAUAAGAAAUGAGGAGAUUCAAAUUGAAGUUGUUGAGCGAAAGAAGUACAUUGAAGUGGAAGAACAAGAAGUAAUGAGAAAAGAAAGGGAAUUGAAUGCUACUGUUCGUCUUCCAGCAGAAGCAGAGAGUUUCCAAGUUCAAACUAUUGCCGAAGGAAAAAGGACUCAAUCGGUUGAGGCUUCAAAGGCUGAAGCUGAGAAAAUAAAGAAGUUGGGAGAAGCCGAAGCACUUGCCAUCUCUGGUGUUGGAAAAGCAGAGGCCACCAAGAUGAAACUCAAAGCUGAAGUCUACAAACAGUAUGGAGAAGCUGCCAUCAUGAGUUUGGUUCUCGACGCUCUUCCAAAGAUAGCUGCGGAGGUAAGUGCGCCGCUUGCAAAAACUGAUGAGAUUGUUCUUCUUGGAGGCAAUGACAAUAUCACUGGUGAAGUCAACCGAUUAGCAGGUCAACUCCCUCCAGCUCUUCAGGCCCUCACAGGUGUUGAUCUGUCCAAGGUACUCAGCAAAGUACCUGGAGCCAAGUAACUUGAAACCAAUUUUGAAAAGUAAGUUUGAGCCAAUUUAAAACUGCCACUUUUCUUAAUUACUAUCCUGUUUUAGGAUUAAAAACUUCCCUAUCUAAUAGUGUGUAAUUUUCAGAAUUUGAAGAACCAGUAUAUUAUAAUAAUUGUAUCCCUAAUACUUAGCAAUAUUAGUUUCCAGUGUGGGCUAUGUUCAUGUUAAUAACAAAAUUAGUUUGCUUACAUUGAAUCUCACAGAUACAUUUAUAUUUGUAACAGAUGAUAUAUGGAAAUGCUUCUCAACUAUAUUACCAUAGGUCUAGUCCAUCAAUCUAGUGUGUGUACGUGAUGACAGCUUCAUUUUUAAAUUUUAUACCCAAUCUGUAAAUGUGACGUUGAAAGCUAAUAAUAAAAAUAGUGAUUUGUGAAAUA
Nilaparvata lugens (brown planthopper) is the source of this 2034-nucleotide messenger RNA. RefSeq names its product flotillin-2 (gene Flo2). The record is from RefSeq and is a predicted model, not a curated record. Gene Ontology annotation, biological process: protein localization to plasma membrane; regulation of myoblast differentiation. NCBI's taxonomy places the organism in Eukaryota, Metazoa, Arthropoda, Insecta, Hemiptera, Delphacidae. Gene Ontology annotation, cellular component: plasma membrane. Bases 353 to 1627 code for a protein of 424 amino acids. The transcript has a single exon.